Molecule: messenger RNA, 803 nt
Organism: Rhea pennata
Lineage: Eukaryota; Metazoa; Chordata; Aves; Rheiformes; Rheidae
Gene: AURKAIP1
Product: aurora kinase A interacting protein 1
Exons: 4
Coding region: 16-768 (250 amino acids)
Cellular component (GO): mitochondrion
Source: RefSeq, a predicted model, not a curated record
CCGCCCCGGCCCGCAAUGGCGGCGGCAACGCCGGCGGGAGCCGGUUGUGGGCGCCGCGCGCAGCCUCGGCGCGGUGGCGGCGGCCGGAAGUUCCGGGAACGAGAUGGGCGGAGCGGGGAUGUCACUACUGAAUCUGGAAGAGCAAACAAGGUGGAAGAAAUGUUAGUAUCACAACUGACUUCUCAUUUAGUGAAGGCUUCACGAAUUGCAGGACACCUUUUGCCAAGGUCAGUCUCUUCCAUUCUUUGUUCUCAUUCUACAUCUGCAAAGUAUAGCACUCAGCCAUCUAAUAAGAAUGGAGUCCAACCUCAGCAGUGGAAUGCGCUGGACCCUGAGCUGGAAGAGAUGCUGGUCCCCAGAAAACUGUCCAUCAGCCCUUUAGAAAGCUGGCUAACAGUUAGAUACUUGCUUCCUAAAGCAGAAGUCAUCAAUGUUCAUGAAAAAGUAGACUAUGAACCUAUCCAGCAAUAUGACUGUCCGACAUCUGAUGUGGGAGCUGAGGUGGAGGAAGGGGAAGGAACACUUGGCAAUAGGCUUGAAUGUAAGAAUGUUUUGAAGAUCCGCAGGAGGAAAAUGAACCGGCAUAAGUUCAAAAAGUUGCUAAAGCGAAGAAAGUUCAUACGGAGGAGGAUAAAGGAAGGUCGUAAGAAGAAACGUCAGAUAAAGUUUGAGAAAGAUUUGGAGCGCAUCUGGAAAAGAGCUGGUUUGAAAAAUCCUCCGUCAGGAUGGCAAACACCCAAGAUAUUUUUGAAAAGUUCAAAGAGAUAAAAAUGCUUGUAAUAAAGUUUGAUCUAUAACUUAAA